AUGUGCUUCAAACCUAAAGAUGUACCGAGCAAGAAGGUCGUGCUUGUGGAGCUGGAGCGGGCUAAAGUUGGCCUGGAGCAAGAAAACUCCGUCCUUAAACUCAAGCUGAAGGACUUGCAAGCCAGCGCCGCCCGCGCCGCCAAGGAACGUGAUGGGCUCAGCUACCAGCGCGCCGAACUUGAAUCCCAGCUGCAGCAACGGUCCUCGCACGCGAGCCAUGUGCUCACCCAAGUCACCUGCCUGCGCACCAACCUUACGUCAAAACUCCAAGACUUCCUUGAACAGCACCUAGCGGGCCAAGUCGUGCCGGCCCAGGACUGCAAAGCAACACAUGGAUCAGCAGCAGCGUCAGCAACCCACAGGGUCAACGUGCAUAUCGUACAACCCGAGUAUGUCGGGGACGAGGAGGAGCUCUGCAGUGGUCAGGCUGCCGCUGCAGGCAACGAGGAUGCUGCGGCGGCAGCGAUGCUGCCAUCCAAGAUCUCUGACUCUGCGCCGACCCAGAUCCAGUCCGCAGCCUCCCAGUCACAGCCCACGGUAGAAAACACAGGCGACAAGACAGCCGUGGGGCCGGACGUGCCGCUGUCAGUGCAGGAGCGGCUGGACCGCGAGCUGGAGGCUCUCGCCUGUGCACACCAGCGCGUCCUGGAUCAAGCGACACGAUUGUGUGAAGCGCUCCGACAAGCGGAGGUCGACAAGGCGGAGCUGCGCACCAACGUGGCCUGCGCCCGGAGGCGGCUGGAGCAGGCAGAGGCCAAUGCGGCAGACCAGCAGCAGGUGCUGCAGCUGCGUUGCGCGGCACUGGAGCAGGAGAACGAGCAGUUGACAGGCAUGAACCAGGAGAUGCAGCAGCGCUUUGAGGGUGCGCAAGGGGAGCUCAGUUUGGCGAAGAAGCAAUGGACUUCUGACGGUGCGCAGCUUGCGAAGCAGGCGGCGGAGCUGGAGGCCACCAACGGGCGGCUGCGGGAGGCGGAGGCGGAGAUCCGCGCACUCCAAAGUCAGCUAGCGGCCGCGACAGAACAGGCUCAGGACGCGAUUGCAAAGGUGGGGGAGCUGCAGCAGCAGGUCACGGCGAGGGCUUCGUCCCUGGACGAAGCGGGCUCCGUGCUGGCGGCACGAGAAUCAGAACUGGCGGAGGCGACUACGGAGCUGCAGCAGCUGCGGACUCGGCUGACGGAGCAGGAGCAGGCACGAGAAGCGCUUACAAGAGAGGUUCAGGAUCUGACGGGUCUUGGAAAGCAGACCACCGAUAAGCUGGAAGAGGCCCACAGCAAAUUGACCGACACGCAAUGCCAACUAGGCGAGGUGCAACGGGAGUUGUCGGAAGCACAACGGGAACUGGCCGCUGCGAACCAGCAGCUGACAGCCCAGACCCAAGCCCUCGCCGACGCCAACGCACAGCUGCAGGCGUUAGCUGAUACGCAACGGCAGCUCGUUGACACGCAGCGAGAGCUGGCGACCGUGGAGCGGGAGCUAGCGGCGGCGGAGCAGCAGCUUGAGGUUAAGGCGCAAGCGCUUGCGGACUCGGGUACGCAGCUGCAGGCAUUGGCCGACACGCAGCGGGAGCUGUCUGCAGCGCAACGGGAACUGUCGGCGGCGCGGCAGCAGAUAGCAGCCCAGGCGCAGGCGCUUGUGGAUUCCAAUGCCCAGCUGCAGGAGAGCCGUGCCGCACUCGCCGCCACGGGGGAGCGACUGAACCGCGCGCUGGAGGAAGUGGCGGCUAGCGAGUCGCGGGUCGCCGAGGCAAACACACAGUACCUGAACACGAAACAGAGUGUCAUCUCCACAGCCAAGCAGCUCGCCAGCAUGGCCAAGGACCACUCAACCAACCUUGCCAAACUGCAUGCACUGGAAGCCGAAGCCACUUCCCUGCGCGAGCAGCUCGCGGCUGCACGCAGCGCAGAAGCCUCAUUGCGCGUUCAGGCCGAAACCAGCAGCGCCGCGGCCCGAGACGCGCGCGAAGCGGCGGAAACAUCAGGCGCCGAGGCGCGGCGCCUGCGUGUGGCGUAUGACACGGCCUCCGCGGACUUGCGGCGGAAGAUUAUGCUGCUGACGGCGAUUGCACGCAUGGCGGACAAGGGCCAGGCGGGGGCGGGUGGGGCGCGCGGGAGAGACGUCCAGGCCCCGGACCCCGCUGACGGGUAUGGCGCCGUAACCAGUGAGCAGCGUCUUCGUCUCAAGAUCUGCGAGUCCCCUCUGCCGCUGCUGGGCGCCCUGACUGCCGGCAUCAUGGACUCCUCCCGACUGAGGCACCUGGCCCUGGACAUGGACACAUCCAGGGAGGUGACCUGGGAGAAGGCGGGUCUGCGCAUCUGCUGCCUGGCGGCCGCCAUAGGUCUCAACAACAGCCUGCAGACGCUGCAGCUGGGCGGCUGGACGUGGGGCGAGCUGGGCAACGGCACGGCCCUUCCCUUCCUGGCGCUUGGGGGUGGAGGCGGCGGAGGCGGAGGCGGCAUGCUGCGCAGUGUGCAGCUGGCCACCAACCUGUUCGACCUGGAGGCUGCCGCGAUGCUCAAGGACCUGCUGGCAGCGGGGCUGGUGGAGUUGGACACGGGAGGUGGCCGCAUGGUGGAGGAGGAGGGGGGGGCAGGAGCAGGAGGACAGAGGUCAAAUGGAGGCGUAAGCGCCGGUGCUGGCCAGCAGGGAGUUCUGUACCUGUACAGCGGCAACGAGCGCCUGGACGGCUGGUACCGGGAAAUGCUCCUCCUUGCGAAUCGGCUGCGACCGCAGAGCCGCACCAGCAGCAGUGGUGGUGGCAGCAGGACUUCCCUUCCAGCGGCAGUGACGGCGACGGCGCCCGUCCUGCAGUCCGCCAGCAACGGCGGCGGCGGCGCCGCCGCCGCCGCCACCGCCGGCGCUCCGUUCGUUCACAGCCUCUCAGCCCCGUCCAUCGCCUUAUCUUUCGCUUCCGCCAUGACCGAUGACGUACGCGGUCAGCCAACCUCUUCCGCUGGGUCCUCCACUGCGCCUGCAUCGAUCAGCAACGGCCCCACUGCUGCGGCAGCCGCCGCCGUGGACUGCGACUUGUCUUCCGAGGCCCUAGAGUCGCACCACAUGGUGCUGGUGAUGACGGUUCUGCUGACCUGUCCCGGAAUGAAGCGCCUGAGGCUGGACGGCAACAAAUUGGGUGACGGCGGCGUGGCCCUGCUGGCACUGGGUCUGGCUAGCAACACGGGGCUGCGGGAGUUGUACCUCAGCAGAAACGGCAUCCGGGCCGCGGGCGCCCACAGCCUGGCUCGCUGCCUGGAGGCCGCCAACUCCACACUGCUCCGAUUGGACCUGUCGGGCCAGAGACUGGAGGGCAUUGGCGCCGCCGGGGCUGAGGCCAUGGCGCAGGCACUGCGGACCAACAGGACGAUGGAGGAUCUCAACCUGUCCAGCUGUGGGCUCACGGGCUCCGCAGCAGCAUGCUUCGCGGGCGCCAUCCGUGCUGCCGGCGCGAUCCGGCCUCAGGCCCUGUCGGCGGGCGGCGCCGCUGCCCCUGCCGCUUCCAGCCCCGGCGUCAGUCCGCGUGGUGGCAGCGGUGCAGGCGGUGGCGGCGGCGGCGGCUGUCUCCGCCGACUGGCGCUGUCCGGCAACGGCAUCGAUGCCGCUACCUCCAAGGCGCUGCUGGCUGCGGCGGCCGAGCGGCCUGGGCUGGUACUGACGCUGUAG
Volvox carteri f. nagariensis is the source of this 3654-nucleotide messenger RNA. RefSeq lists its product as uncharacterized. The record is from RefSeq and is a predicted model, not a curated record. The coding region runs from base 1 to 3654 and encodes 1217 amino acids. Gene Ontology annotation, molecular function: protein binding. The transcript has 16 exons. Lineage: Eukaryota; Viridiplantae; Chlorophyta; Chlorophyceae; Chlamydomonadales; Volvocaceae.